AUGGAGGGCUGCACGGCGGCGGAUCGGGCGGAGGAACGGUGGAGGAGGACUGCCGGUGGCUCAGAUGGGCGAGGCGGCGGCGGCGAGGCCUCACGGUGGCCGGAGGUGACUGAAUCGCGGCCUGAGCUGGCCGAACAGCCCCCGGGAUGCACGAGCGAGGCCCACGGAGACGGCUGGGCGUCGGCCAAGCGCGGGCGAGCGCGGGCGGAUGGGCAGCGACGGCAAGCUUCGGCGAACGGGCGACGAGCGACGGCCAUGGCUGCAGCUUCUUCGACAAGCUCAGAUCUGAUGGGUCUUCGAGCAAGAACCCGAGAUGGAGGAGAGAGGGCGAUGGUGAGCGGACGCGCGGCUGUGCGCGCGAACGGCGGCGACAACGACGGCACCGGCGGCGAGCGACGAGCGGCGAAGGAGGCGGACGGCUCGUAUGUAAUAGCUGAAGGAAGAGGGCACAUCAUCAAAGAUCAUCCAGUUAUGGAGCCGCCUGAGAAGUCCUUCGUUCAGCAAGCGCAGCGCGAGAAUAAUGUUCAGAUGGAAGGUAAUAUCUCGACAUUGGUGAGCAAUGGAAGUGUUGACAUUCGUGGUCGAAUUGCCGACAAGCGGAAAACGGGAGGGUGGAAAGCUUCUCCUUUCAUUAUAGUGAACGAGGUGGCUGAGAGAUUAGCGUUUUACGCGAUUGCGGUGAACAUGGUGACGUACUUGGUUAAAGUAAUGCAUCAAUCAAUUCCGGUGGCUGCAACUCACGUCACAGAUUGGAUUGGGGCGGCCUUUGUUCUCACCCUCCUGGGCGCGUUCAUGGCUGAUGCUUACUUGGGCCGCUUCAAAACCAUCAUCAUCUUUUCCUCUAUUUAUGCAGUGGGAAUGUUCCUACUAACCCUAUCAGCCUCCAUAGAUGGCCUCCGACCGCCUCCAUGCAAGGCGGGGCUUUGCCAGGAGGCCUCCAACUCGCAGACCACAUUCCUCUACACUGCUCUUGCCCUGAUCGCCCUUGGGACGGGGGGUAUCAAGCCCUGCGUCUCCUCCUUCGGGGCCGACCAAUUUGAUGAAGCUGACAAUAAAGAAGUCAAGAAGAAGUAUGCCUUCUUCAACUGGUUCUUCUUCGCCAUCAACACGGGGGCCCUCGGGGGCAUCACGGUCUUGGUGUACUUGCAAGUGAAGAAAGGUUGGAUUUGGGGGUUCGGGGUUCCCACUGGGGCAAUGAUCAUAUCGAUCGCUGUCUUGUUGUGCGGCACCAAGUAUUACCGGUUUCAGAAGCCGAUGGGGAGUCCGUUCACGAGGUUCAUGCAGGUAAUGGUGGUCUCAGUGAGGAACCACUGGAGAGGGGUGAAGGUUGGACGGGAGACGUUGCUAUUCGAAGUGCAAACGGAGGAGUCUGACAUUACGGGAGCUCGCAAGCUAGCUCGCACCUCACAAUAUAGAUUCUGGGAUAAAGCCGCAGUGAUAACUGAUCCAGAAUCCAAUACCACCAACCGCUGGCGCCUCUGCACCGUGACGCAAGUCGAGGAAUUCAAGUCCUUCCUGAGAGUCCUCCCAGUGUGGGCAUCCACCAUCGCGCUCUCCAUCUCCUUUGCCCAGCUCUCCACCUUCUUCAUCAGCCAAGCAACCAUCAUGGACCGCCAGCUCGGCCCCAACUUCGAGGUCCCCACCGGCUCCGUCCCCGUCUUUGCCUCCAUCAAUGCCCUCUUCCUUGUCCCGCUCUAUGAGAAGCUGAUUGUGCCAGUCCUGCGCCGGCGCACUGGCCACUACCGUGGCAUCACGUCACUCCAGAGGAUGGGGGUCGGCCUCUUCCUCUCGAUUUUUGCAAUGGCCUCAGCCGCGCUGAUCGAGAAGAGGAGACGGGAACGCUCGCCCGCCCAGUUUAGCAUGAGCUUCUUCUGGCUCUUCCCUCAGUAUUUCCUCAUCGGUGGCGCCGAGGUGUUCACCUAUGUGGGCCAGCUCGAGUUCUUCUAUGACGAGGCGACAGACGGGACGCGGAGCAUCAGCAGCGCAGUCUUCCUGAGCGAGAUUGGAAUCGGGAGCUGGCUUAGCACCGUGAUCGUAAAGAUCGUUGGGGGCGUGACCGGAGGGACGGAGAAAGGGUGGCUGAGGAAUGAUCUGAACAAGAGCAAGCUGGAUUACUUCUAUUGGUUGUUGACGUCGAUCAAUUUGGUUAAUUUCUUGGUCUAUGUGGUGGUGGCUUGGAAGUACAAGGGCAAGAAUGUUGCUGGUGCCAGCGUGAGUGAUGCGAGUACGGUUAAAUUGGAUGGUCCUCGUCCUGAGAUUACACGAGGAUCAUCAUGA
Molecule: messenger RNA, 2277 nt
Organism: Eucalyptus grandis
Lineage: Eukaryota; Viridiplantae; Streptophyta; Magnoliopsida; Myrtales; Myrtaceae
Product: protein NRT1/ PTR FAMILY 8.1
Biological process (GO): oligopeptide transport; transmembrane transport
Cellular component (GO): membrane
Molecular function (GO): transmembrane transporter activity
Source: RefSeq, a predicted model, not a curated record